GUUAGUGGGAGACUUGAAAUUGAGGAAAGUCUUUCUCAUGCCAAAGCUAUUGUGCAAAAUGGCUCUCUUGAUAAUCAAGAAGAGGCACAAUCAGUCCAGAAAAUGGAUUUCAGAGAGAAGCAGCAUGAAGAUACAAGUUUCCACACACCCAAUCUUAAUAAGGUUGAACAGGUUGUGGAUUCAUCAGCAGAAAUAGAAGUUUCUUAUAGGAAACUUGGUAUGGACAACCAAUUAUACAGGACUUCUAGUCUUUCAGAAGCCUCUGAAACCCUUGAUGGUAGUGAAAUUAUUGAGUUUGAAACUAAGAUGACAGGGAAUAAAAUUGUUAUUGAUUCCAAGCAGGAUCAUUCGAUGUCAAUUCUAGAAAAGCUUUUUAAUAGUGCUUUAACGGUGAAUCUCAGUGGAUCCUCAGGUUUUGUAGAGCAUCAUGAUAGUGAACGAGAUGACACACGGAGCCCCAAUGCUGUACAGUCUUCCAAGUUUGCUCAUUGGUUUCUUGAAGAUGAAAAGAAGGCAGCCGAAGAUCCCUCAUAUGCUAAGCCAAGUGACUUGCUAUCAUUAAUUGUUGGUGGUGAGAAAGGUGGAUCCCAAGUCUCUGAUGUGAAACCAACCCACAUUCUACCAGACAUUACCUUGCAUAAUUUAGAACAUGCCAACAGAUAUAUGACAUCUUCCCCAAUUGGACUCUCAGAACAGUUCUACAAUUCCAGUAAAGAAGAGAAAGUUUCAUCAAUCCUAACAUGCGAAGAUCUUGAACAGACUAUUCUGUCUGAAUAUAGUGAAAGUAGUUCAACUUUGCAGGCAUCUGGUGGAGGCUGGAGUGUUUCUGGUGCAAAGACUGAAGAAUCGAAAGCAGAUAUUGAUGAUCGUGCUUCUCAACACCUCCUGUCUUUGUUGCAGAAGGGAACAACAGGCUUGAAAGAUAUUGCACAAUCCCCUAAUCUAGACAACAGAUCCUCUGACAAACUACAUAUUUCUGAAGGGGCAAUUGUUGGCACUUCCCUCAACUCUAGAGAGGAAAAGGCCGAUAGUAUUCCCCAUUCUGGGAAGAAUCUGACACUUGAAACACUCUUUGGGUCUGCUUUCAUGAAGGAGCUGCAAUCAGCCGAAGCACCAGUUUCCAUCCAAAGGGGCUCGGUUGGUUCUGCAGGAAUCGAUAUUUCAGAACAGCAAGGAUUACCUUUUGGAAUCAUGGGUGAUACUCUCUUCCCAACUUCCACAGUUGGAAUUGAAUCUAACAGGAGCAAUCAUGAAAGCAAUGUUCUGCAAUCAAGUCAGGGACAGCAAACUAAGUCAGAUAAAAUUGAAAGCUGGUUGGGGUUUAAUGAUACUCAAGUUGAAGUGGAUCGAUCAAAACACGGAACCAGUGUAGUGUCUAAGCUCGGUGGCUUUGAUGGGGCAGUUGAUAUUCAGCUGCCUGAAGAAGAGAGCUUGAUUACAGUUGGUGAUCCUGUGAAUAACACCCCUUUUUCCAUGUUCAUGUCUGCUGGAAACUCAACAAAAGGCGAAUUGCUAUCCUCAAACAAACCGGUUGACAUAGUUGAGAAGCUGGCAGCUCUUAAUUCAGUUUUCAAGGAUGAACGAGCUAUGGUAGGUUGGGAAGGUACCCCUUUUGUUCGUGGUCCUUAUAAUCCAAUGGAACCUGAGAUUCCAUACCGCAAUCUUCGUGCCCAACCAUCAUCUCAAUUUCAUCCCCAUCAGAUGAAUCCCGGGAGGCCAUUUUUCCGUCCAUUAGAUUCCCAUCCCACUCAUCUUAAUUCCCAGAUGAAUUUCAUGGUUCCAGAGGGCAAUAACCGUCAAGAUGCCCCUGCGAAUCAUCAAUUUCGUGCAAAUAUGUUGCGACCUCCUUUCCAUCAUCCAAAUCCUAACACAGGGCGAGGAGGUUUCGAGCUUCCUCAUCAUCAUCCUAUGUUACAGCAAAUGCAAGCGCCAGGCAAUUUUCCUCCACAUCAUCUACUACGAGAAUUUCCCAGGGGUGGUCCGCUGGCUCCUCACCCAAGCAAUCAGGCAACUGGUUUUAUGCAGGAACUAAACCCGAUGCAAGGUUUUCCUUUUCGUCAUCAGCAACCCAACUUCGGUGGCCCUGGAAUGUCUUUGCCAGGUCCUGAUGUUAGUGGUGGAAGCAAUCAUCCGGAGGCGUUCCAAAGGCUUCUUGAGAUGGAACUCCGAGCAAAUUCAAAGCAGAUUCACCCUUUUGCUGCUGUUGGCCACAGCCAGGGAAUGUAUGGUCAUGAAUUAGACUUGGGCUUUCGACACAGAUAGAGUGGAUCAUUGUGGCAACUGAUGGAGUCCCACUAAUGCGUGUUUUAGAUGGAAAAGAUUGAAUGGGGGUAGUGCAAUUAAUGGAUUUUAUUUGCCAUAGUUACGGGAUUGAGAGUUUGGGUUUGUUCCUUCAUGAUUUGAAAACCGAACAAAAUUGGGAAGAAAAAAAAGAAAGUAAAGAUGGGGAAAUGUUGUGUAAAAGCAUUUCGUGCUUGUGGUGAGUAAUCUGUUUGCAGCACUGUUCAGAAGCUUGGAGCAUAAGCACGGUGUGGUAUAUCGACACUUGACACUGCUUUUAUCAUGGUCUUUAGCUUAUAUACAACAGUAACAUUUCAUUCUGUUAGGUGUCGUUUGGUAAUGUAUGUUCUUUUUUCAACUAGUAUAUUAUGAAUCCACAUAGUUCAUCUUAUAAUUGGGUCAUUCACAGUAUUAGAUAACUAGAUGUGUUUGGUUGUAAAAAAUGAAAUACCUUAAAAAUUUACUGUACUCGGUCUAAGUCUUUGUGGAAGUUUACAAUA
Messenger RNA from Camellia sinensis, 2780 nucleotides. The record is from RefSeq and is a predicted model, not a curated record. NCBI's taxonomy places the organism in Eukaryota, Viridiplantae, Streptophyta, Magnoliopsida, Ericales, Theaceae.